UAGAUCGACCAAGCUAAGCUAGCUAGUAGAGUACGAUGGGUAGAGCGGCGGUGGCGGCGACGUGCAUGGCGGCGGCCGUGGUGGCCGUGGCGGUGCUGGCCUGCACGGCGGUGCCGGCGGCGAGGGCGAUGGAGUUCGGCGAGAGGGACGUAGCGUCGGAGGAGGCGCUGUGGGAGCUGUACGAGCGGUGGCGCGGGCAGCACCGGGUGGCGCGCGACCUCGGCGAGAAGGCGCGGCGCUUCAACGUGUUCAAGGAGAACGUCCGGCUGAUCCACGAGUUCAACCGCCGCGACGAGCCCUACAAGCUCCGCCUCAACCGCUUCGGCGACAUGACCGCCGACGAGUUCCGCCGCGCCUACGCCGGCUCCCGCGUCUCGCACCACCGCAUGUUCCGCGGCGAGAGGCGCACGGGCUUCAUGUACGCCGGCGCCCGCGACGUGCCGGCCUCGGUGGACUGGCGGCAGAAGGGCGCGGUCGGGGCGGUGAAGGACCAGGGCCAGUGCGGCAGCUGCUGGGCCUUCUCGACGAUCGCGGCGGUGGAGGGGAUCAACGCCAUCCGCACCAGCAACCUCACGGCGCUGUCGGAGCAGCAGCUCGUCGACUGCGACACCAAGAGCGGCAACGCCGGCUGCAACGGCGGCCUCAUGGACAACGCCUUCCAGUACAUCGCCAAGCACGGCGGCGUGGCCGCCUCGUCCUCCUACCCGUACCGCGCCAGGCAGAGCUCCUGCAAGAGCUCGGCGGCGUCGUCCCCGGCGGUCACCAUCGACGGGUACGAGGACGUGCCGGCCAACGACGAGUCGGCGCUGAAGAAGGCGGUGGCGAACCAGCCGGUGUCGGUGGCGAUCGAGGCCGGCGGCUCCCACUUCCAGUUCUACUCGGAGGGGGUGUUCGCCGGGAAGUGCGGCACGGAGCUGGACCACGGCGUGACGGCGGUGGGGUACGGCACGACGGUGGACGGCACCAAGUACUGGAUCGUCAGGAACUCGUGGGGCGCCGACUGGGGGGAGAAGGGCUACAUCCGGAUGAAGCGCGACGUGUCCGCCAAGGAGGGCCUCUGCGGCAUCGCCAUGGAGGCCUCCUACCCCGUCAAGACCUCCCCCAACCCGGCGCCCAAGAACAUCCGCCAGCUCACCGACGACGACGACGACUACAAGGACGAACUCUAAUUAAUAAGCUCAUAUUAAUUGUUCGUUUUUACAGCAGUAACUGGCUAUACCAUUCGAAGGCGAUCGAAGUAUCAGUAACAAAAAUAAACAGUUCCUUUCAUUAAUUA
Oryza brachyantha (malo sina) is the source of this 1276-nucleotide messenger RNA. Its product is annotated as KDEL-tailed cysteine endopeptidase CEP1. The transcript has a single exon. The record is from RefSeq and is a predicted model, not a curated record. Gene Ontology annotation, cellular component: lysosome. The coding region runs from base 36 to 1169 and encodes 377 amino acids. Gene Ontology annotation, molecular function: cysteine-type endopeptidase activity. Lineage: Eukaryota; Viridiplantae; Streptophyta; Magnoliopsida; Poales; Poaceae.